GAAAGAUGGCGGGAAAUACGAGCGAUAGCGAGGAAGAAAUUCAAGAAAAUGAAGAAAAUAAACUCGUAGAUAUUGUCUCAGGUUUUCUUUUAAAUCGUGAUAUCAAAGAUGUAUGCACUUUAGAUGAGAUGAGAAACAACUUUCCUUUAAAAUAUAGAAUGCAUGAUGACAUCACGGUACUAUACAAGUCGUUUGUGAUGAAAAGAAAGUUGAUAAAAGGUGUAGUGAAGAGAAAUAUUGAAGAAUUUUAUACUAAAGGGAAAGAGAAAAACCGCAAAAGACACAGGCAGAGUAUUGAAAAAAAAAUUGCAGUUCUUGAUGUGAAACAAAAGCAACUUCAAAAGGAACUGGCCAGAGCAAGGGAAGAACUCUCUGUACUUCAAAAAAAUAUUGUCAGAUGUGAUGAAGCUGUUCAAGACUGCCACUUAUUGAAGAAAGAUGUCAAAGAUUAUUUUGAUUGGAAUCUUUUUGAAUAAAGUUUUAGGCAAUUGUGGUAGUUACGCAAUUUAUAUCUCUUGCGCAAGUAUACCGAAAUAUUUCUUGCGCAAGUAUAUUUCUCCUUAAAUAAAGAAGUAGUGUAUAAUAUAUUUAGUAUGGUUAAACUUUCCAUUAAAUAUUUUCUGAAGUGAAACCCUCGUCGGGUGACCCUCGUCUUCAAAAGAACUGGGGAG
Dendronephthya gigantea is the source of this 671-nucleotide messenger RNA. RefSeq lists its product as uncharacterized. The coding region runs from base 6 to 476 and encodes 156 amino acids. The transcript is spliced from 5 exons. The record is from RefSeq and is a predicted model, not a curated record. Lineage: Eukaryota; Metazoa; Cnidaria; Anthozoa; Malacalcyonacea; Nephtheidae. Gene Ontology annotation, cellular component: kinetochore.